UGGAGUCGACUACGAAUCGACUAUCGACUACUAAUCGGCUACUUAAAAAUACUCGUGACGAGUCACUGAGAGAAAACAUAAUCAAUAGGCCAUCUCUAGCAAGUUACAGCAAAAAAAUUUGCCAUGUAAAAAAACAACACAAAAACACAAGAAGUGCGAUAUUAAAUAAUGUGAAAUGUAUUAAAACCAACAAACGAAAGCUGUGUGCUCCGACUAAGCCAACGACUCAAUCUUGAGAGCAAUUAUCUUGAAUACCGAAUAGCCGAAUAGACUGGCAAAAGACGUCGCCAUGGAGUCUGCAGACGCACUCAUGGAGGAGCAGAAGCUCAUGGCCGAGGCCAAAUACCGCAACUACAUGACAAACAUCGACAAAGCGCUGCGCAAUUUCGAAUACUCCAGCGAGUGGGCGGAUUUGAUAUCGGCGCUGGGCAAACUUAGCAAGGCAAUAUCAAGCAAUACGCAGUAUCAGGUCAUACCCAGACGCCUGAAGAUAGCCAAGCGUCUGGCCCAGUGCAUGCAUCCCGCCCUGCCAUCGGGGGUGCAUCUGAAAGCCCUUGAGACCUACUCGGUGAUAUUCAGCAAGACUGGACCCGAGCGUCUAGCCACAGAGUUUAUUUACAGCGCUGGCCUGUUCCCCCUGCUGGGCUAUGCCGCCAUGAAUGUGCGGCCCGCUCUGCUGGCCAUCUAUGAAACGUAUUUUGUGCCGCUCGGAGACAAGCUGCGGCCUGCUCUGAGUGGUUUUCUGAACGGUGUCCUGCCCGGCUACGACUGCGGGCUGGACCACUUUGAGCGGAUAAGUGCGCUGCUGAAGCAAGUGUGCAAUGCCGUCAAUCCCAUGCACUUCUACACGGUGCUGUGGGAGUCGGUGGCCAACAAUGCUGCGAUCCGUCUGCCAGCCAUCACCUAUCUGCUGGAGCAUUUCAACAAGCGGCUGGACAUGCAGGAACAGAUCUAUGUCAUGGGCCACAAUCGGGAGAUAAUGAUGUCGGCGCUGUGUGCCUGUUUGAACGACUCCCUGAUCCUGGUGCAGCGCAAUACGCUGGAGUUCCUGCUCCUUGGGUUUCCCAUGCACACGGCACUGCUGGCCGAAGAUGAUCUGGUCAAGUUGGUGACCAACGGCCUCAAUACAAUACUGAGACGCGAUAUGUCGCUGAACAGGCGACUGUUUAGCUGGCUGCUGGGCAGCGAGGUGGCCAAGAAUUCGCCCACCUAUGACACCCUCUCGCUGGACGCCUCGGCAGCGCCGCUGGACGAGCAACCAGUGCCGUACUUUGUGAAACAUUCGAGGCACAUACUGAUCCGGGCCCUGAUCACAACGCUGCGGCUGAGUCUGGAGUGUGCCCCCAUGGACCUGAAGCCGUAUCGGAUAAUGUUGUCGCUGCUGGACAAGGCAGAGAUUGGCAGCGCUGUCCUGGACUAUGUCCUGCACGACAUCAUACGUGCCAUGUACAUAUCCAGCGGUAAUCCGGAGGCUCUCAAGUCCGCCAACCUGCUCUUUGCCACCUUCGAUCCGGCCUACAUCUGGAGCUACAUGACCAACAUGUUUGAGCGGGCCUGCCAGCAGGCAAACUCCUCGCAGGACAAGCAGGAGAAGACGCACUCGCCUGAAGUCGAUAAAUUUGCCUGCGAGGUGGGCUCUGGCGAUCCGUGUGUGCUGGAGAUUUGCGUGCUCACCGAGUUCCUUCUGGAGACCGUCUCCCUGGAAAUGUACACGGAGACGACGCGCGUCUAUCUGCCCAAAGUGUUCCUGGCCAUCACCCAGCUGAUGUCCCUUCACAUGGAUCGCGUGACUAGCAGCGAGAUAACCGCCUCCCUCAAGCUAUGCAUGAAGAUCGUCUCUAGGGUGCAGCCCAUGAUAACAAGUCCCAUUAAACUGAACAAACUUAUGGAGCAGUGUGCGGGCUCCUCAUCGGACGAGAAGAUUACAGUCGAUGCGGUGGCCAUCGACAGUGCUAAGAAGGGGGUGCCGGGCACCCAUACACAGGGAAGCUCCCUGGAGAAGAGCAAGUCGGACUCGCGCCUGAAUCAGUUUGCGGAGAACUCGCUGCAAAGCGCAGAUCCAAACGACGAGGAACUCAUACGACGCUCGGCCUCCAAUCAGAGCGUGGGACGGCAGAGUCCCAGCAAGAAGAAGGCCAAGUCCAUUUCACGUCUCUCUGAGCUGGACAAGGAUAUAAGCGCCUCGGACACGGGCCAGCAGUCGUCCUCGGACCUAGACACUCCUCGGAGCAUCAAGAAGCUCAAGGCCAAGGCAAAAGUGCCCUUCAUACGUAGUCCCAAGAAACAGCGACCCAAGGACAUUGUGCUGGUGCAGUCCGCAGCCGUCACUGAUGUCGCUGGGAAUGGCCAUGAUGCCGAUGAGCCAAAGAGCGCCCCACCCGACCAAUCGCCACAGUUCUAUCUGGAUGAGGAGAGCCGCGCCACCCAACAGCGAGGAUUCUCCAUACUGGAGAAAUGCAUCCGGCAGUACGAGAUCUUUUUCGAGGUAUACGUGGCCCGCAAACUGCUACAAAUCGAAUCGGAUGGCACGUCGGAGUGCUCGGUGAAGGUUCAGCUGCAGCGCAGCACCAGCUCCCACAGUUCGCACACCUCCAGCCUGUUCAUGGUGGAGCAGGUGCUGGAGUAUGAGUGCCCCAUCCGUGAGUCACAAAUCGAGCGUCUGUUCAAUCUGCUGCGCGUGGACAAAGUGCCCCGCUCCAAGCAACUGCAGCGACUGCUCAAUCACUCCCUGCCACUGCUGGCCAGUGCCAGCGAACUAAGCAGCGACAGCGAAGCCACGGAGGCACCGGAGAGGCAGCAGCAGGAGCAGAGCCUGCUCAUCGAUGCCCAGACGCAGCGCAGUGUCCAGCAGCUUGCCGAACUGCAGCUGAGUCUGAGCAUGCGCGGAGCCGUCAAACUGGCGGCCACAUUGCUGGUGGAGAUGUCCACGUUCCCCAACUGCAACAAGCACAUUGUGCUGGACAAGAGCGAGCCGGAGUUGCCGAAUUGGCUGAAGGUCUUGUGUCUGGUGGCCUGCUUUGCCCAAAGUGACAAGGAACUGCAGGUGUCGGCCAUCACCACGCUCUUCGAUCUGAUCAGCUUAUUGCGCUCGCAGAUCGAGCACACAACGAGUCCGGGAGUCACCUUCGUGGUGAUGCUGCCGCUGCUAAAGUUCGGCCACGUCAGCUACAUGGAGCAGCAAACGCGAGUCUUUCAGCUGGUGAGCUCCAUUCUGUGGGACUACCUGGGCGCCGCCUGCACGGAUCCGGCCCAAACUGCGGCGCUGCUGCAUCAGCUGCACAGCUGCCUGGAGAGCGGCCUGGUGGAGACGGUCAUUGGCAAUCGAAUGCAGGCGCAGCAUCUGCUGCAGGUGCAGCCUAUACCUGGCUGUGGAAGAACCGCUCUGCGCAGCUUCCAGCUGGAGCGGCUGGGCGACGCCCAACUGCUGUGCCCCACCGAGUCCACCGAGCGGCUGAGGGAGAGCCAGGCGCGCAGCUUCAAGAAGUUCGAGUUGCUGUGGCAUCUGGGCAGGGACAAGCAGACGUCGCGGGGAUUCGAGAAGACCCUGCUCAAGGUGCUGGACACCUUGGGGCUGCCCCACUACAUGUCCGAGCGGACAUUUGUGACCAACUGGCUGCAGGCCUCGCUGCUGCGCGGAGAUCUAGCGCGUCUGACCAAGCCGCUCUACAAGAUUCUCCUCUCGGCGAACUCGAAGCGGGUGGGCAUCGUCCACAUGCAGCAGCUGUAUCGCGAGUCUGCCGAGGCCGAGGGAGACACUGCGCCAGCCUUCGAGCGGGAUGUGUACGCCAUCAGCUCGGAGCAGGGAAACGUCAAGUAUCACCACAUGGAGACAACCAGCGGGGCCAAGAAGAAGAGCCCCAUCAGAAAUUUACCCAAGAAAAUCUUCGGUGUGACUCUGAGCGGUGGAAAGACGAACAAGACGUCCAACUUUGUGAGCGACAAGACGGCCAUGGCCACGGAGGCAGCCCAGGAUGUGAACACCAUUGGCCUGAUCAUCAAUCCACUGGAGAAUGCCACCGACUUUGACGACGAAACGGAUCUGGAGGAGCCGCGCAUCGAGAUUCCCCACAAAGAGACACCGCUGGAGCAGAAGCUGGCCUGUGCCAUGGACGAGAGUGAUCAGACAUCCCAAGAGCAGACGCCGCAGCAGCAGCAGCAGCAGCAGCUGGAUCAGUCGUCGCACCUUGACCAGGACAUAACCGACAACUCCGAGAGCAGCGACUUCGAGUCGGACUCGGAACUGCGCGAAACAAGUCUGGAGAAGGAGGACAGCCUUACGGUCAGCUCCAGUGCCGGGGUCGGCGAUGAUGUCAAGCGAUUCGUGGGCGACUGCGAGCGGGUCACUGAGGCCCUCACCCAGCACGAGAAGAUCAAGAGUCGCAAGACGUAUCGCCUGACCCGAGAGAAGACUCCCGGCGAGACCAGCCUCAACUCUGUGGCCACAGACCAGACAGAGCACAGCCUGACGGACUUGCACGCGGAUGCCCUGCCAGCGGAUGAGUACUUCCGCGAGGACAAGAAGCAGGACAAGGGCAAGCGCAAGAAGCUGCUGACGAGCAGCGACAAGAAGAGGCUGAGCUGCAUAUCCAAGACAUCGACGGACAGCAACCUCAGUGGCUCCUGCUCCCAGGUGGAGCCAGCUCCAGAGAGUGAGCCUCAGGGCGAAGAGGAAGCUGCCACUGCCACAGACUCCACCAUCAAUGUGGAGGACAAGCGACGAAAUCUCAGCCUGGAGACUAGCAAACUGCAGCCCGACUGGCAGAAGACUCUGGAGAAGGGCAAGCAGAACGUGGAGAUCCUUCGCCAGAAUGCAGCGGCGGCUGCUGCCGCAGAGGAGCAAACCAGUCUGCGGAGCUCAAUGAAGAGCAGCAGCUCCCUGGCCGACGCGGCCCAUCUGUACCACAACCACUUGCUGCUCUACUUGGCCAUCUACGAUACGCGCCAGACCCUCUACGCCCUGCAGACGCUGCGCAACAUCAUCUGCUGCGACAAACGCACCUUCCUCUGCCUGUCCAUCACCACGUCGUUCUCGAGCGCCAGCCUGAAGCAGCUGCUUGUCCGACACCGCAAGAGCAUCUCCGGCAAGGGCUUCGAAGGCAGUGUGGGCAACUCCGAGUACGCCCAGGGCUAUCGCGGAUGCAUGCAGCUGGAGCUGCUGGUCACGCUGUGUCUGUUCUAUGCCCGCGGCUACUUCCAGCGCGAGUCGCUGGACGCCCAGCGGCAGCCGCCCACGCUGCAGGAUAUUGUCAAUAACCGGAGGAUCCAGUUGGAGAGCAUUGAGCUGCUGACCCUGAUUUGCACAGAGCUAAUUGAAAUCGUAAAGGGAAUGGGCAGAGGCCUGGCAUGCUACAUCGCCGAUCUGCUGGCCCGCGCCAAGCUGCAGAAGGUCAUGCUGCACUGCCUCAACAGCUCCGUGUGCAGCUACGGCCGCAGGGCACCCACCGGCAGCUACGCCGAGCAAGUGCUCAGCUUCAACGAUCCGCAGGACGAUCAACUGCACGCUGACUGCUUUCAGCUGCAGCUGCUGCGCCUGCUCCUGUCUGUGAUCCGGCUUGAGCACGAGGUGCACCAGCUGCGGCAGGACACGCCGCCCGCGGCUGGCGAAGAAUCUACGGGCAACGCCUCGCCCACCCGUCUGGCAGAGGGAGCGGCAGCCAAUGUCAAGUAUCUGCCCAACUGCCUGAUUAGCCAGCAGCCCAUGUUCCUAGCCGCCGUCUUGGGCGCACUGCAGCAGGAGCGGCUGCGUCACCUGCACCGCAACUGGACGGACCUGGUGACCUCUUCGCUCAACUGUUUCACCUUCGGCUCGCUGACCAACAUCGUGAUUAGUGUGGUCCAUCAGCUGUGCAACAACCUGGACCGCAUGGCCCGGCUCGGCCUCCAGCAGCAGCGUCACUUUCCGCCCGACUACGUCCUGUCACAGCUGGAGGCCCUGACCAUUCUCUGCCACUACUGCCUGCUGGACAACACCCAGCAGACAGCCCUCUCGCAUCUGUUCAACCAGGCGUAUCCCCAGACUAGUUCCUCGGCCCAGAGCUCCAGCACGGGCCAGCUGCUGAACAGCAUUGUGCACUCGUUCCUCUCGACCAGCGAAUUGACGACCGGCACAUCGGCACCGGCACCGCGCAAUCCGCAGCUGCAAGCUGCCCGCAACGCAGUGCUCUCGCACCUGCCCAGGAUCAUGAGCAGUGUGGCGGCCAUUUGGGACAGCGAGCUGGGACAACUGCGGCCCGUGCGACAGCAGUUGAUGGAGUUCCUGUCGCCCGUAUCGCUGCACCAUGGCUGCAACUUCCUGGCCGCCGUGGCAGUUACCUGGCAGCAAAGGGGCAGUAGCAAUGGCUCCAAUGCCAGUGGGUUGAGCAUCUCCGACCAGUUUCAGCGCAACUCCACCCUGCAAGCCUGUCCGGGACAGCUCUCGCUGGUCUCCCUGGUGUCCAGCAUACGGGUGAUGCCCAUGGACUCGUUUGUGAUGACCCUGCACCAGGUGGUGCGGUCUCCUCCGCCCAUCCAUCGCCCGCCCGCCCAUCUGAGCAUCGAGGUGAGCGCCCUGGAGCUGUUCUACUUCUACAUGAAGUCUGCGCCCGGCUCCCAGCUAGCGGACGCCUGGAGCUCACUGCUAGCCCUCAUUCGAGACGGGCUCAGUCUCUCGCCGCCGGCGCAGUUCGCGUUGCUGAUGCUGCUCAACGAAUUCGUGCAGCGGUGUCCCCAGAUGCCGUUCCAGGACAAGAAGGAGGUGAGGGAGCUACACGACGUCACCUCGCGGCUGGUGGACUCGCUGUCGGGUGUGGCCGGAUCCUGCCUGGAGCAGACUACCUGGCUGCGUCGCAACCUAGCCGUAAAGGAGGACACCGAUGGCCUGGCCAAGGACAACAGCAUCGGCGGCGGCGGCAUCCAGCAGUACUCGCUGCAGGCCCAGAGCGUCCUGGCCACCAUCCUCUCCAACCUGCUGGACGUGGCCUACGGGUCGCAGGAGAAGGACAAGGUUGUGAACAUUGUGACCCCCCUGCUGUACAACAUCACGCCCUAUCUGAAGAACCACACGGCCCGCAAUGUGCCGUUCUUCUAUGCCUGUUCGGCCCUUUUGGCCAGCCUCAGUGGCUACCAGUACACGCGCAAGGCGUGGCGCAAGGACAUGCUGGACCUGCUGCUGGACAACUCCUUCUUCCAGAUGCACAUCUCGUGCCUCCCCUUCUGGCGCAUGAUCAUGGACAGCCUGAUGACCUACGACAACACCACCUUCCGCGAACUAAUGACCAGGGUGUCGCUCUCACAGGCAGGCAGUCUGAACAUAUUCACGUCGCGGGAGCAGGAGUUCGAGCAGAGGGGCAUGCUGCUGAAGCGCCUGGCCUUUGUCAUCUACUGCAGCGAGUUCGAUCAGCACAACAAGUAUAUGCCGGACAUUCAGGAACAACUGGCAAACAGCCUGCGUCUGGUGCCAAUGGGCCCGUCAGUGCAGGCGGCAGUAUUCCUGUGCUUCAGGGUGCUGCUACUCCGCAUGUCGCCCGAUCAUGUUACCUCGCUGUGGCCCAUCAUCAUUGCCGAAAUGGUGCAGGUGUUCCUGCAGAUGGAGCAGGAACUUAAGUCGGAGAGCGAAGAGCGCAGCCAACAAAUGCGACUGCCGUCGAGCAUAGAUGUGUCGUGGUCAAACAAUUCUGGUGCCAGCAACGGCAUCAGUGCCCAGACACCGAUGCAGCAUUGGCGAUCAGUUCAGCUGGAGGCCUGCAAGCUGCUGGAACUUGGCUGUGUGCUGCCGGCGACCAAACUUCCCCACUUUCAGAUGUAUCGAUGGGCCUUCGUGGGCACAGAGUUCGAUGUGCACGAGGAGGAGGUGGGUCUGCCCAAUGGCAGCCUGGAGAACCUGGCCGCGCUGCCCAGUGCGCUGUAUGUGCCCCAUGUGAGACGCGUGGCUAGGCUGAUGGACAUGAAGUACACCAGCCAAUCGCCGUUGCUGCAGCGUCCCAGCAAUCGUCAUUUGAUGCUGAACUUCCAGCAGCUGCAAUCGCUUCAGGAGCUCUACGCCUUCUUCUCCACCCUGGGCAUCAGCUGUCCACAGCCGCGCAACUUUGCCGACACGGAGCGGGAUGUGGCCAAUUGCCUGGAGGAGAUCGAGGAUGUGCUGGCCAAUGAUUUCCUGGAGAAGCUACCCAGUCUCACAACGCCCAGAUGAAAACUGGCAACGCCCUACAGGCAGACCCUGACGCUGACGCAGACGCAGACGACGCGUCUGUCGCAGUUUGAGCUCAAACUGAAUGUGAAUCUGGGCGAGUUUGCCAUGGAACCGGCGGCACAUGGCGGCCGUGGCCAGGCAGCUCGCAUCAUCGCCGCCAUGCAGGCAACCCUCACAAGCCAAAACGCAGAGACGAGCUUCAUGCAGAUGCAGACCCACAACAAUAAGAAGACCAACUUUCCAUUUUAUGUCUAAGUAAGGCUUACGCUGAGUAUGAUACGAUAUAUAGCUAGCUAGCAAGAAGAUUAUGGGGCGAGGCGAAGCGAGCAUAGAGUAUACAUACAUACAUAUAUAUAUAUAUAUAGUUAUAUACAUAUAUACCAGUAUAGAUAUCUGUAGUGUGAUCGAUCAGUUGUUUUAACUGUUGAGUGUUUAAGAGAGAUGGAUGCCCAUAGCCCAAUAAUAAUAAUAGUAAUAUUAAUAUAGCCCCUGUAUUGUAUGUAAUGUAUAUGUAUUUAAACUGUUGAUAGUUGCGCCGAAGUCAAAGUGAAUAAGAGACGUGUUUACGACAAGUUGCAAUCAAAUACAUGAGCGUAUU
This is a messenger RNA of Drosophila obscura, 8765 nucleotides long. Its product is annotated as protein dopey-1 homolog. Lineage: Eukaryota; Metazoa; Arthropoda; Insecta; Diptera; Drosophilidae. Gene Ontology annotation, cellular component: trans-Golgi network; endosome. The record is from RefSeq and is a predicted model, not a curated record. The coding region runs from base 290 to 8167 and encodes 2625 amino acids. The transcript is spliced from 11 exons. Gene Ontology annotation, biological process: Golgi to endosome transport.